Messenger RNA from Andrographis paniculata, 1114 nucleotides. RefSeq names its product cytosolic sulfotransferase 5-like. The transcript has 2 exons. Bases 42 to 1037 code for a protein of 331 amino acids. The record is from RefSeq and is a predicted model, not a curated record. Gene Ontology annotation, biological process: sulfation. Lineage: Eukaryota; Viridiplantae; Streptophyta; Magnoliopsida; Lamiales; Acanthaceae. Gene Ontology annotation, cellular component: cytoplasm. Gene Ontology annotation, molecular function: sulfotransferase activity.
CAUAACCAACCAAGCCCUAAAACACUAUCCUCUUUCCCGAAAUGGAGAAAACAGAAAGCCCUAAAACCCUUUCCUCCCCAGCCACUGAUUUGCUGGAGCGAGAGGAGAAUUGGGACAACCAAAUCCUCGUCAAAUACGAGGGCACAUGGUACGUCGACUUCACACUACAACCGCUGCUGUCUGCACGCACCAACUUCAGAGCCAAAGACGGUGACGUAAUAGUGGCGUCACUCCCCAAAUCAGGGACAACAUGGCUGGUCGCCUUAGCACUGUCCAUUGCCAAACGCGGCCUUUACCCCCCGGGGCAGAGCCCCCUCCUCACUGCCCACCCGCAAGAGGUCGUCGGCAGUUUGGAGUUCAAUCACUACUUGAAACACGACAACCCUGACCUCGAAGGAAUCCCAAGCCCUAGAAUCUUCUCCACGCAUGCGCCGCACGUGAUGCUUCCCGAUUCUGUCCGAGAAUCAGAUAACUGCAGAAUCAUUUAUAUUUGCAGGAACCCUCUCGACCGGUUCGUUUCGGUUCGCCAAUUCUUGCUCGCCAACCUGGUGGGGAUGGAGGAGGCGGCGCCCCCCGCCAUCGACCAGGAAUUCGACAAGUUCUGCCGGGGGAUUGACGUAUGCGGACCGUUUUGGGAGCACAUUCUUGGAUAUUGGAAGGAACAUUUGGAGAAUCCGAGGAAGGUGUUGUUCAUACACUACGAGGAGAUGAAGGAGGACCCAGUGGGGCAUGUCAACAAGAUUGCUGAAUUCCUGGGAUGUCCCUUUACUGCUGAAGAAGAAAAACAAGGGAUGGCUGAAGAAAUCGCAAAGUUAUGUAGUUUCGAGACCUUAAAAAACAUAGAAGCGAACAAACAAGGAUAUCUCCAUGCCACAUUUAAAAAAUCUACCUUCUUUAGAGAGGGUAAAGUUGGAAAUUGGAGUAAUUAUCUUUCACCGAAAAUGGCCGAAGAUAUAGAAAAGAUAAUAGAAGCCAAGUUUAAGGGCACAGGUAUUAAUAUCAAAACAAAAUUCCAUACUAAUAAAGGAACGGAUUAGGUUUGGCCGGGGUUUAUCCCGUGCGCUCUUUCGGGUAGCGGCUGCGAGUUCCCACGUCAUAAAAUAAAAUAAAAUAA